Messenger RNA from Orcinus orca (killer whale), 7292 nucleotides. It is a transcript of the gene C3H19orf38, whose product is annotated as chromosome 3 C19orf38 homolog. The transcript has 7 exons. Bases 5884 to 6789 code for a protein of 301 amino acids. The record is from RefSeq and is a predicted model, not a curated record. Lineage: Eukaryota; Metazoa; Chordata; Mammalia; Artiodactyla; Delphinidae.
ACUUUCUACAGACGUUUUCUUUGCAAAGUCUCCACUUCUAGUCUCAAAUGCUGGUGGAGGGGGGCAAAAGUACAAAAAUAAGACACGAUGGUACAUUCUUCUCAGGCAAAAGUUAAGACAACUGUAGUGGAGGUGGCCGGGUCCUUCCUGCGGUUUUCCCAGAGUACCCCGCGCGCGACGAGGCUUGUGCGAUCCAGCCUGGGUGUAGCGGAUCGGAAAUAGAGACAGGGCAUGGCCCUGCACGCGACCCGUAGGGCUCGUCUGAAAAGGCUCAGCUAGGGUGGGCGGAGACCCUUUUAUGUUAACGUGGGGGGCGACUUGUGCCAGGUCUGUGAGUUUGGUCCCGGGUCGGAUGCCUAACCACUCAUUCCUUGGCGCCUUAGAACCGUCACUUUAUCUGUUUCCUCGUUUGUGAAUUAGAGGUGAUGAGAAUUGAGAUGAGGCCUGGUCUAUAGUGAGCGCCCCACAUUUCUUGCAUAUAGUUAGCACGGCGGCUUGGCCCAGCCCUGCACCCCAAUGGUCUCAAACUCGAGGGCUAGAAGGUAAACAGUGAUUGAAGUGGCCCAGGGUAAGAAGAAUAACAGCCGAGGUGCUUAGCGUCAGAAGAGAAGAGCGGAGAAGAGACUGUGGGUUUGGGAGGCAGGUUGCCUAGUUCAAAGCACGCCUCACGCUUUACUUGAGGCAUCACUCUGCUGAGCCUCACUUCUCACAUCCAUAAAAGGGGUAUGGGGACUUCCCUGGUGGCUCAGUGGUUAAGACUCGGCGCUCCCAGUGCAGGGGGCCCGGGUUCCAUCCCUGGUCAGGGAACUAGAUCCCACGUGCAUGCUGCAACUAAGAGUUUGCGUGCCGCAACUAAGGAGCCCACCUGCCGCAACUAAGACCUGGCGCAACCAAAUACAUAUUUAAAGAAAAGGAGGGGGCGGGUGAUACUAGUCCUCCUUCACUGGGCUGUUGUGAAGAUUAAGUGAGAUGCUUGUUUAGUGCAUGGCAUAUCAUAGGCCCUCAGUAAAUACUAUCCGUUAUAUUCCAGGUUUAUCGCCCUUCCUUGGGCAUGCCGCCAAUUAACCUCUCCCUCAGUCUGGCUUAGAGGAUUUGGAGGCGACCUAAGCAGAUAAGCAAAGAUGUCGCUGGAGAAGUGGACUCUGGUGAUUCCAUCUAAACAUAAGAAAAAUGCUCAGAUGGAAAUUCUGAGUCUUUCAAGAUAGGCCUGAGAGAGGUUGGCAGGUGGUGGUAGUUACUCUUCGAAUACAGCUGGUGGCUGUCAACUGUUUUUGGCGUUUGGAGAGCUUGGGGAAGUAACACUUUGUAAUGUCAAAGUUUAUGUAUGAUCACGCUUCGUACUCCUUUUCGUUCCAAGUUUGUCUAUCCUUCAGACUCACUACUUGGACAUUUUGAAGUAGUUGUGGAGAACGAGUGAUAACUUUUUUUUUUUAAUGAGAUGAAUUUCACAUUGCAUUAGAUUAAUAAUUUUAAGUGAGCAACCCAGUGGAGUGGCAUUUAGUAUGUUCACAAUGUUGUGCAGCCACUACUUCUACCCACUUCCAAAACAUUUCAUCAGCCUAGAAGGAAAUCCUGUACCCAUUAAGCGAUUAUUCCUCAUUCCCCCUUCACCCCAGCUUCUGGCAACCAAUCUUCCUCUAUGGAAUUAGCAAUUCUGGGUAUUUCAUAUAAAUGGGAUGUGUCUGGCUUCUUUCACUUAGCAUGUUUUUAAUGUUCAUAAUAUCAGUAUUUAAUUCCUUUUUAUAGCUGAGUAGUAUUCCAUUGUGUGGGUAUCUGUUGGACACUUGGGUUGUUUCCACCUUUUGGCUGUCGUGAGUAGUGCUGCUAAGAACAUGUGUAUUUUGAGUAUCUGCCUUCAGUUCUUUACAGUGUAUUCCUAGGAGCGAAAUUGCUGGGUCAUAUGGUAAUUCUAUGCUUAACUAUUUGAGGAACUGCCGAACUUUCCCACAGUGGCUGCACCGUUUUACAUUCCCACCAACCAUGUACGAGGGUCCCAAUUUUUCCACAUCCUCAUCAACACUUGUUAUUUUCUAUUUUAUUUUUAGUAUGUCCCUCCUAAUGGAUGUGAAGUGGUAUCUCAUAGUGGUUUGUUUGUUUCUUUUUGGGGGAACAAGCCAUUUUAUUGAGGGGCAUCGGGAGAGGGCCUUAGAGCUGGGAGGACAGUGAUAUCUGACAUCCUUCUCCCGGCCCUGGGAUCUUCUCAGCUUCACAGUCUCUGAAAGCGCAUAGUGAUUUUGGUUUUUUGGGUUUUUUGGCUGUGCCAAACAGCUUGUGGGAUCUCAGUUCCCCGACCAGGAAUUGAACCCUGGCAACAACAGGGAAAGCCCGGAAUCCUAACCACUAGGCCACCAGGGAACUCCCGAAAGCUCAUGGUGGUUUUGAUUUGCAUUUUCCUAAUGAUAUUGAGCAUCCUUUCAUGUGCUCAUUGACCACUUGUAUAUCUUCUUUGGAAAAAUGUUUGUUCAAGUCUUUUGUACAUUUUUUAAUUGGGGUGGUGUUGAUUCAUAUAUUAUGGAAUGGAAAAGGAAGAAAGAAAAACAAUGAAAAACCUCUCCCACUCUUUGCCAGUCUCUGCUGGGGCACAUCCAUACUUCACCUGGGUGUUUAUAACUCUGCCUUAGUCUUCUCUUCCUGUUUGCACCAAGUUUAGAAAUCAGCCAGAGAUGAAAGAGUAGGGUCUUCUCAGGUCUUUUCUGAGCAUUUGUCCUGCCCUGGGCAUGCACAUUGCUUUCUAAGUUACCCAGUGUGUAUGGGUACUUUUGAAUGCCUUAAUUACCCAAAGAAACUCUCACCCCAGCUUUUCCUCCCAGCUUUUGGUAAGUCAAUUGUAAUCUUGUGCCCCAGAGAACUGUGUUUUCCAAGAAUGUGUUCUGAGUUAAACAGACAAGCACCUUGAGGCAGUCCCUCAGGUAACCCCCAGACAUCUUAGAACAGACACACACAAUACUGUGAGAACGAGGGCUGCUCUGCUUCCUUAGAAACUGGGGACCAGGGCCCUAUACUUCACUUGAAGACACAGGCUGCUGUCUUCAAGUCCUCCACUGUGCUGGGAAAGGAGAUGAGGAAGGGCAGGGAAAACACCAUAAAAAGCUUUCCUGCCAUGAUCAAGUUGCCUCUUCCUGAUUCAGCAUUUCCUUGGUUGGCAUCAACAUUGAGCUGUUUUCCAGAGUUUGGAUAAAGUUAAUUCUUACCACUUCUGCUCAGUUGGUCGAUGUUUUGGUGGAGGUAGAGGCCCAUGGAGCUACGAGCUCUGCCAUUUUCACUGUUGUCUGGGGUGAAUGGGUGAUUCUUGUUUCCCUCAAUUAAACAAAACCAUCCCCCUCCCCAAGUAUUCAAUAAAAUUUACUGAGUGACACUGUGAAUAAAACAGACAAUGUCCUCAUGGAGCUGUCAUCCCAGUGCUCCUCCACUAAAUGAUUUCAGGAAGUCAGAGGCACUGAGAAGUAAAUGCUAGGUGGGUAGGUGGGGAUGGUUCAUCUCACCUGGAUGGAGUCGGAGAGAUUCCCCAAGAAGGUGGCAUUGAAGCUCAGGUUUGAAAUAGAAGGGAGAAGAGGCAAGCAGAAAAGAACAGUGCUCUGAGGUCAAAGGCUCUCAGAGACUUCAAGAGGCAGAAGGGAGAUGAGGGUGGGGUGGGUGAGAGAAGUAGCCAGAGAAGAGAUGGGAGCCUUCGGCAGAGGCCCCAUCAUACAGAGUCCCUCUUCCGUUUGUAAUGUUGGCCUAGGAUCUUAGCCUGGGGUUCUUAUAACCAUGGGGAGUUAGCAGACUGGCUUCUGGAGGUCAGGAAUCCCCUGAAAUUAUAACCAAAAGAUUACAAGACCAUGUGCUGGGCAGACUCACUACUUGGACAUUUUGAAGUAGUUGUGUUUGUUUGCCCCACCAGAGCUGUUCUCUACCAUUCUCUGUACUGCUUCGCAGUGGGAGGCAGGGAGCUGAUAUCUACACACCGGGUCAACUUGGCUUCCUUUUCCUCUUAUUUCCAGUUGGGUUCAGCCCUGGUAGGAUAUCUGAGGGCCGAAGGAAAGGAAGGUCUAGGUAUCUAUUCCCUGGCUCCUACCCUGUUGGUCUGCAUCUUUCCACCACAGCUUGUAACUCCAGCUCUCUCCAAGUUCCAGAACUGUUUUCUCCCCAGCAACUUCAGCAACCCAACAACUGGCUGCUAACAGUUCCCUGACUCCAGGGAGUCACCAUCCGUCAUUGCUUUCCCUUCACCCUGCCCAUGACUCCUCAGUCCUGUCUCUUAAGGGCAUAAUCUGUGUGUCAGCUGACCAAUACAUGUAUGUGUGGCUAUUUCUGAAUUCAAAAUUCCAGGUUAUAGGGACUUCCCUGGUGGCGCAGUGGUUAAGAAUCUGCCUGCCAAUGCAGGGGACACGGAUUUGAGCCCUGGUCCAGGAAGAUCCCACAUGCUGCAGAGCAACUAAGCCUGUGCGCCUCAACUACUGAGCCUGCGCUCUAGAGCCCGCAAGCCACAACUACUGAGCCCGUGCUCUACAACUACUGAAGCCCGCACGCCUAGAGCGCGUGCUCCGCAACAAGAGAAGCCACUGCAAUGAGAAGCCCGCGCACCACAACGAAGAGUAGCCCCCGCUCGCCGCAACUAGAGAAAGCCCACGUGCAGCAGUGAAGACCCAAUGCAGCCAAAAAAGUAAAUAAUAAAUUAAAAAUAAAAGAAGCUAGGAAAAGAAGAGCCAAUUAAACACAUGGUAACUGGAAGAAAGAACAAAAUAAUGAAAUAGAAAACUGAAAAUAGAGAAAACAACAAAGCCAAAAGUUGGUACUUGGAAAAGAUUAAUAAAACUGAUUAACCCCUAGCAAAGCUAAUCAAGAAAAAAAGAGAAAAAACACAAAUAUCUAUUAUCAGGGAUGAAAGAGGAGACAUCACUACAAACCCCACAGAUACUAAAAGCCUAACAAGGGAAUAUGAAUAGGCUUAUAGCAAUACGUUUGAUAAGUUAGAUGAAAUGGACAAACAUGAAAAUACAAGCAUGCUAGUUGGAAUCAAAGAAAAUUACAAGGUACUAUGGCAGGCUUCAGCAAAGGCAUUUUUCUAAGUCCAGAGGAAUCUGGAAAGAUUUCCUAAAAAAUGGCACUUAAACUGAGACCUGAAGCAGAAGUGGGAUUUGACCAGGUCUAUAGAAUUGUGUUCCAGGCAGCGAUGAUGGAACACAUGCAAAGGCCCUGAGGUUGAAAUGAGCUUUGUGUAUCCAAAGAAAAAAAGUCCACUCUAAUGGCCCUUUUUCGUAUUUGGCAACUACAUGCUUACAUCCUUCCUGGGUGUAAACCUCCAGGUGGACCUACCUGCUGGACUUGACCAGAAAUGUUUGGAGACCAAAGCAAAUCUGGUAAGACAGACCUUUGGAAGUGUCUGGGCUAUCAACGGGAGGCAAUUUAUGCUGCAAACAAUGUCAUUUCCUCAGUUCUGCAGCUAGUGUUUCCUUCCACCUGGUUGGUGAAGCCCCUGAGGCUUUCCUCCCCUGUGGCCUCACACUGGGAACACUCACACUACACUAGGCAUUGCACUUCAUGACAUGAAUUCUUUGGAGCUAGUGUCUACUACUCUUAGCCCCAUUCUUCAGAGCAGCAAGCUGAGGCUUCCAAGAAGGACCUUGUCUUGCCUGAGGUCACAGAGGCCAAGCCCUAACCACCAUGCCCUACCAACUUCCACCCCACAUGUUUCAACUUCAGCACUGGUUGGGCCACAUUUUGUGACUUGGGCCUGGGUUUCCCAAAAAACCUAUGUUCCUUGUGCUUCCUCAUGCCCAGGAGUUCUCAGGGGAAAAACAAAAAAAAAACCACGCACUGGACCAUCUCAUUCAUUUUUCCCCUCCCAUCUGCCGAACCUUGGCCCCUAAGGAACAGCGAGGUGCCAGGGUCUGAUGUGCGUCCAUGGAAGGGGUGGGGAGGGGAGAGAGUCCCUUUCAGCGCCCAAGUGUGUGUGUGCAACUUCCUGCCAAUGAGGAAACACUCGGCUCAAAUCGGCCCUGGUUCUUCUUUCCUUGCUCUGGCCUCACAGGAGGAGCUGGCAGUGAGCCGUGGGCCGCGCUGGUCUCAGCCAGAUUUCCUGGCCAAACGCGCGAGGAGAGAUGCCCUGGACCGUCCUGCUCUUUGCAGCCGCCUCCCCUAUCUUGCUUCGCAGGCUCCUUGGCUAUCCCGGCGCCAUCCAUCAUGCUGGUGCCCCCACAUCCCAGCAGCCAGAAGGACCCCAUCCACAUCGCGUGCAUGGCCCCCAGGGAUUUCCCGGGGGCGAAUUUCACACUGUAUCAAGGGGAGGAGGUGGUGCAGCUCCUGCAGGCCCCUGUGGACCAGCUCGAGGUCAUCUUCAACCUGAGUGGUGGCAGCAGGGAGGUUCCAGGGGGACCAUUCCGCUGCCAGUAUGGCGUGCUCGGCGAGCUCAGGCAGCCUCAACUGUCGAACCUCAGUGAGCCCAUGCACGUCUCCUUCCCAGUGCCCACCUGGAUCCUGGCACUCUCCUUGAGCCUGGCUGGAGCCUUCCUCCUCCUCGCUGGGCUGGUGACCACUGCGUUGGUCGUCAGGAAAGUUAAAGUAAAAAAGUUGCAGAAGAAACGGGAGCGAGAAUCCUGCUGGGCCCAGGUUAACUUCGCCACCACAGACAUGUCCUUCGAUAACUCCCUGUUCACCAUCUCCAAAAUGACUUCAGAAGAAGACGCAGCCACCCAGGAUGCUCCCUCAGGCUCUGCGGCGACACCUGGCAACUCUGGGACCCGGAAGAGGCCCACCUCCACGUCAUCCUCACCUGAGCCCCCAGAAUUCAGCACAUUCCGGGCCUGCUAGGGGAGCCCUUCCCUCUGUCUGCGUGCCCUCCGUUCAGCCCUCCCCCUUGAGCUGGCUGGGCUUUGCAGGGUCUCAGUUCCCUCCAGCUACGUUGGGGACUUCUCGCUGCUGCUUCCUCAGGGCAGUGAACAGAGGAAAUGAAGGGGAUCCCCUGGCCUUGGGACCUUCCUUGCAGAGGAGCAGGAGUGGGAGAGGGGCUGCAAGCAUCUGCCUGGAGGCUGGACAGAAAGCAGGAAGUCUCUCUGGAUUGCCAGCUUUUCAGACCACCACGGAAGGAGCUGUUAGGAUCCCUCAGCCCGGCCAUUAUGAAGUCUGAGCUCUCCACACACCCCUCUGUUUUCCUUCGUCCCAUGCAUAACAUGGUGUGGACACCAUGCACACUGUCCCAUGCAAAAACCCAAUUACACCUGACUUGGGUUUUUGGAGCAUAGGGUACCUGGGGGUUAUAUUCUAUGUGCCCUGCUGGCAUGCCUAAGUUAUUAAUUAUAAUGCUUGGAGCUGUU